GUUUUCAAAUCACUUUAUUACAAUUUCUCUCGAUGCUGGAUUAGGCUGGUCCUACGGUGUACUCUUGAUCCGCAGCUGUGUGAUAUUGCUCAUAAUAUCUGAUCACGUUGGCGCUUUAUUUGCUUUCCAUCUAUCACUAAUUCAUUAUGAAAUUCUCCAUUUCAGCGUCAACGUCGUGUCUGCUUCUUGGUGUUUUCACAUUAUCUGGCAGUCAAGUAUUGGGCGUUACGGCCUCGGACGCGGAUUCUUCGCCGCAGAGUCUACCUUCUUGUGCGGAAUCCUGCGUUGGCACAUCAUUUAGCAAAAGCGGUUGUGCGUUGCUGGACAUGCAAUGCAUCUGUGCAGAUAAGAAAAUGGCAAGCACCAUGUCUGAUUGUCUUACAAAUGCUUGCUCCAAGAAUGACCAACAGACAACGAUAAACUUUGUCUCGUCGAUAUGUAAACUUGUGAAAUCCUGGUCAUCUAUCUCCGCAUCGACAUCCACUGGAACCGCUACAUCAUCCUCUUUCCCUUCCUCCCCUCUCUCCCUUUCUUCCGGACUUUCAUUCUCCAGUCCCUCUUCCGCCUCUGCGUCAAUAUCCAGCAAGCACACCAACAGCAAGUCCGCGUCAACAGCAUUAAAAGCUUCGACAGCAUCAUCGACAACGGUCUCGUCUCUCGACUCACUAGCCACCUCGACAAAAGCUCUCGGAGAAGGGCCAGAUCUACCUGGCGUUUCCUCCUCAUUAUCAUCUGCUGCUGCUGCUGCUUCUACUUUUACGUCAUCCUUGUCGUCCUAUGCUGCUUCAUCAGCAUCCGCAUCAGCAUCCGGCUCUUCUCUUGGAGAACCCAUUGGCAACAAACUCCGCGUCAAUGCCACAGGAAGCGGCACAUCCGCGACAACGCCCACAGUCUCACUCACUGGCACAACGCACGUAUUUACCACCAGCGGGGUCCCCGUGAGUGCUGCCGGACCUGCAUCACGACAUCCCUGUCUACUAGGUCUCUUCGGCAUCUGCGUGGCGUUCUGUAUGAGCUUUAGUAUUGUUGUGGUUGGAUUCACAUGAUUUUUUUUUUUUUUUUUUCCUUUUCCUUGGGGGGUUUCCUAUGGAUUUGUCGGGUUUGUUGUUAUUAGGUAUUUUCGAAUCUACUACGGU
This is a messenger RNA of Xylona heveae TC161, 1136 nucleotides long. RefSeq lists its product as hypothetical. The record is from RefSeq and is a predicted model, not a curated record. The coding region runs from base 147 to 1046 and encodes 299 amino acids. The transcript has 4 exons. Lineage: Eukaryota; Fungi; Ascomycota; Xylonomycetes; Xylonales; Xylonaceae.